AUGGAUUUUGGCUACACCAUGAAAGCUUUGAGAAGCAAGAAGAAGAUUGGCGUAAGAAUUGUAUCCUUGUUAGAAGACACAAAGCCAAAGACUCAUAUGGACUUUGGCUACACCAUGAAAGCUUGGAGAAGCAAGAAGAAGGUUGGUGUAAGAAUUGUAUCCUUGUUAGAAGACACAAAGCCAAAGACUCAUAUGGACUUUGGCUACACCAUGAAAGCUUUGAGAAGCAAGAAGAAGGUUGGCGUAAGAAUUGUAUCCUUGUUAGAAGACACAAAGCCAAAGACUCAUAUGGACUUUGGAUACACCAUGAAAGCUUUGAGAAGAAAUAAAAAGGUUGGUUACUGCGUAAGAAUUGUAUCCUUGUUAGAAGACACAAAGCCAAAGACUCAUAUGGACUUUGGCUACACCAUGAAAGCUUUGAGAAGCAAGAGGAAGGGUGACACAAAGCCAAAGACUCAUAUGGACUUUGGCUACACCAUGAAAGCUUUGAGAAGCAAGAAGAAGGUUGACACAAAGCCAAAGACUCAUAUGUACUUUGGCUACACCAUGAGAGCUUUGAGAAAACUUAAACCGCAACCGGAUCUUAAAGGUGUAAGAAUUGUAUCCUUGUUAGAAGACACAAAGCAAAAGACUCAUAUGGACUUUUGCUACAUCAUGAAAGCUUUGAGAAGCAAGAAGAAGGUUGACACAAAGCCAAAGACUCAGAUGGACUUUGGCUACACCAUGAAAGCUUUGAAAAGCAAGAGGAAGGUUGACAGAAAGCCAAAGACUCAUAUGUACUUUGUCUACACCAUGAAAGCUUUGAGAAGCAAGAGGAAGGUUGAACUUAAACCGCAACCCGAUGUUAUAAGCCUAAGUAGUGUUUCCUUGUUAGAAGACACAAAGCCAAAGACUCAUAUGGACUUUGGCUACACCAUGAAAGCUUUGAGAAGCAAGAAGAAGGUUUGCGUAAGAAUUGUAUCCUUGUUAGAAGACACAAAGCCAAAGACUCAUAUGGACUUUGGCUACACCAUGAAAGCUUUGAGAAGCAAUAAAAAGGUUGACACAAAGCCAAAGACUCAUAUGGACUUUGGCUACACCAUGAAAGCUUUGAGAAGCAACAAGAAGGUUGGCGUAAGAAUUGUAUCCUUGUUAGAAGACACAAAGCCAAAGACUCAUAUGGACUUUGGAUACACCAUGAAAGCUUUGAGAAGAAAUAAAAAGGUUGGUUACUACAGAAAGCCAAAGACUCAUAUGGACUUUGUUUACACCAUGAAAGCUUUGAGAAGCAAGAAGAAGGUUGGCGUAAGAAUUGUAUCCUUGUUAGAAGACACAAAGCCAAAGACUCAUAUGGACUUUGGCUACACCAUGAAAGCUUGGAGAAGAAAGAAGAAGGUUGGCGUAAGAAUUGUAUCCUUGUUAGAAGACACAAAGCCAAAGACUCAUAUGGACUUUGGCUACACCAUGAAAGCUUUGAGAAGCAAGAGGAAGGGUGACACAAAGCCAAAGACUCAUAUGGACUUUGGCUACACCAUGAAAGCUUUGAGAAGCAAUAAAAAGGUUGACACAAAGCCAAAGACUCAUAUGGACUUUGGCUACACCAUGAAAGCUUUGAGAAGCAAGAAGAAGGUUGGCGUAAGAAUUGUAUCCUUGUUAGAAGACACAAAGCCAAAGACUCAUAUGGACUUUGGAUACACCAUGAAAGCUUUGAGAAGAAAUAAAAAGGUUGGUUACUACACAAAGCCAAAGACUCAUAUGGACUUUGGCUACACCAUGAAAGAUUUGAGAAGCAAGAAAAAGUUUGACACAAAGCCAAAGACUCAUCUGGACUUUGGCUACACCAUGAAAGCUUUGAGAAGCAAGAAGAAGGGUGGUUAG
Arabidopsis thaliana (thale cress) is the source of this 1857-nucleotide messenger RNA. RefSeq lists its product as uncharacterized. The record is from RefSeq and is marked reviewed. The coding region runs from base 1 to 1857 and encodes 618 amino acids. NCBI's taxonomy places the organism in Eukaryota, Viridiplantae, Streptophyta, Magnoliopsida, Brassicales, Brassicaceae. The transcript is spliced from 22 exons.